Molecule: messenger RNA, 2599 nt
Organism: Danio aesculapii
Lineage: Eukaryota; Metazoa; Chordata; Actinopteri; Cypriniformes; Danionidae
Exons: 11
Coding region: 69-2504 (811 amino acids)
Biological process (GO): skeletal muscle organ development
Cellular component (GO): sarcolemma; intermediate filament; cell-cell junction
Source: RefSeq, a predicted model, not a curated record
GAGGGUGGAUUUGUGAGCAGAGCUUGGAAAAAGAAGACCGUUGCAUUAAAGUUCAUAGCUACCGACUAAUGAUGAGUCGCAGCCCAGAGAGGAUCUCUUCUUAUCGCAGACAUUUCGAGGACUCCAGCAGCUCCUCUUACCAGGUGAGGGUCAGCAGCCCUUCUCCUGUCAGACGGGAUGCUGGGAGGUGCCGUUCUGCCAGUUAUACUCGUAGUAAUGCCAUGGCUGUCAGCAACAGCAGGGCAGUGGGAAGGAGGACCAUCUCAACUUCUCGCAGUCAGCCACACCUGAAUGGUGUCGGGAUGGGUGCCAUCUGUCUGAGCGGAGGGGGACCUGGGGCCGAUCUGGACCAGGCUGCUGCAGAAAACCGUGAAUUCCUCAGCACCAGAACCAGUGAGAAACAAGAGAUGAUCCUGCUCAAUGACAGACUGGCAGCAUAUAUUGAAAAGGUCCGGUCAUUGGAGCAGCAAAACAAAUUGUUGGAGACGGAAAUCGAGGUUCUGCAGAAUCGCUUCUUGAAGCCCACCGGCCUCCGCCUGCUGUACGAGGAGCAGCUGAAGGAGCUGAUGAGACUGGCUGACCAAAUGAGAGUCCAAAGGGACAUUGCUAUUGCUGCAAAAGAUGCUAUGGCGGGUCAGCUGGAGAUGAUUAAGGUUAAAUAUGAAGAGGCCCUGGAGAUGAGGAAGAAAGCUGAGCUUGACAUUGAAGCUUUCCGCCCGGAUGUGGACGCCGCCACCUCCGCACGCAUUGCUUUAGAAAAGCAGCUGGAAAACCUAGAGGUGGAAAUAGAAUUCCUUCGAAGGGUUCACAAACAGGAAAUCGAGGAGCUUAUGAAACAGAUAUACGCAGCGCACGCCUCAGCAACGGACGCGUACAGCCUGCCAGACCUCUCAAACGCGCUCAAGCAGAUCCAACACCAGUAUGAUGACAUUGCCGCUAAAAACUUACAGGAAAUGGAUUCUUGGUACAAAAAUAAAUUUGAUGAUCUCAACAACAAAACAUCAAAACAUGUGGACCAGGUGCGGCAUGUGAGAGAAGGAAUUGCCUCUGCAAAGAAGGACAUACAAAACAAAGAGCGUGACAUGGACUCUAUGAACACCAAAAAUGAGGCUUUGGAAGCACAGAUUCGUGACACUCAAGAUAAGUACAGGAAAGAACUAGAAGAACUUCAGGCAAGAAUUGAGGCCUUGCAACUUGAACUGAAGUCUUCCAAACAAAGGACAGCACUGCUCCUGCGUGAAUACCAAGAUCUACUCAAUGUGAAGAUGUCCCUUGAGAUUGAAAUUACUACAUACAGGAAGCUCAUUGAGGGCGAAGAUUCUCGUCUGACUUCCAUGGUGCAGAGCAUGCAGACCAUGACCCUUAUGAGUGGCAGCACAAGCGUUCACACUGUAGCAGCAGGGGUUGCAGAUAGAGGGGGCAGAGGUCUUGCUGGUGGUCUAGGAGGAGACGUUGGUGUUGGAUUUGCUGGAGGCCUUGGUGGUCCUGCCACAGGUCUCGGAAGAGGCGUUGGCAGUGGUCUUGAUGGUUCUGCCACAGUCCUUGGAGGAAGUGUAGGUGGUGGUCCUACCACAGUUCUUGGAGGACAUGUUGAUGGUGGUCUUGCCACGGGUCUUGGAGGAGGUGUAGGUAGGGGUCCUGCCAUAGGUCUUGGAGGAGGUGUAGGUAGUGGUCCUACCACAGGUUUUGCAGAAGGUGUAGAUGGUGAUCCCGCCAAAGGGCUUCCGGGAGGUGUAGGUGGUGUUCCUGCCACAGGUCUUGCAGGAGGUGUAGGUGGUGACCCUGCCAAAGGGCUUCCAGAUGUGAGUAGUGGUCCUGCCACAGGUCUUGCAGGAGGUGUAGGUGGUGACCCCGCUAAAGGGCUUCCUGGGGGUGUAAGUGGUGGUCCUGCCACAGGUCUUGCAGCAGGUGUAGGUGGUGAUCCUGCUAAAGGGCUUUCCGGAGGUGUAGGUGGUGGUCCUGCCACAGGUCUUGCAGCAGGUGUAGGUGGUGAUCCCGCUAAAGGGCUUUCCGGAGGUGUAGGUGGUGGUCCUGUCUCAGCUCUGGCAGGAGGUAUAGGUGGUGACCCUGCAAAAGGGCUUCCGGGAGGUGUAGGUGGUGGUCCUACCACAGGUCUUGAAGGAGGUGUAGGUGAUGAGCACUCUAAAGGGCUUCCAGGAGGUGUAGGUGGUGGUCCUGCCUCGGGUCUUGUAGGAGGUGUAGGUGGUGAUUUUGCCAAAGGCUUUGAAGGAACUCUUACUGGUUCUUCUGCCACUACUCUUGUAGGAGGAACUAGCAGUGGUCUUGGGGCUGGCACAGGUAUUGCAGGAGGUUUCAUAAAUGGUGUCACUGGUGGGGUUAGCAGCAUAGGAACCACAGUUGACUACACUCAAGAGCAAGCUGUGGAGAUGACGGAAAGGAAGACCGUACUGAUCAGAACCAUUAAAACUGAAGACAACAUACUGGAGAGCAGCACGCAGCAGAAAUCUUACUGCAUCUCUGGAGCAGCAAGUGAAGAAGAGUAGUGGUGUUUCCUGCUCACCAACCAUGUCUUCAGAUUAGCAAAGAAUAGCUUGCAUUGCUUGUCCACAACUGGAAAUAAAGCUUUGAGUAUCACGUC